Rhinocladiella mackenziei CBS 650.93 is the source of this 1605-nucleotide messenger RNA. RefSeq lists its product as uncharacterized. The transcript is spliced from 2 exons. Gene Ontology annotation, biological process: DNA-templated transcription; positive regulation of transcription from RNA polymerase II promoter by galactose. The record is from RefSeq and is a predicted model, not a curated record. Bases 1 to 1605 code for a protein of 534 amino acids. NCBI's taxonomy places the organism in Eukaryota, Fungi, Ascomycota, Eurotiomycetes, Chaetothyriales, Herpotrichiellaceae. Gene Ontology annotation, cellular component: nucleus. Gene Ontology annotation, molecular function: RNA polymerase II cis-regulatory region sequence-specific DNA binding; zinc ion binding; DNA-binding transcription factor activity, RNA polymerase II-specific.
AUGUCACCCGUGCAGGCUACACAAGGCCAAAGGCAAGAUAGCAUGGUGCAGUUGGCUUCAAACUCUCCAACGAUCAAAAAAGGCAGAAGUCGCGGAGACGCAGUCCAGGCCACUCGCCAAAGCGACGAUUUCCACUCUCCAGACGCCCAGUCAGGACUCCGAAAGAGGAAGAGAAUCCGCCUGGCUUGCAGGUCCUGUCGGACCCGCAAACAGCGCUGCGAUGGUCUGCAGCCGAAAUGCAGCCAUUGCAAGCUGCAGAAGCUGGAUUGUUGCUAUGAGUCCGCCAGCCAAAAAGCCGAAGUGUCUCAGUUGUACGUUCACAAUCUCCUGAUGCGAAUCGAGAAUCUGGAAGGAGAGGUAGAAGCUGAGAGGUCACGCAACCGGUUUGCAGCGAGCGGCCCUCACCGCGAUGAGUCUAGCGACUUUGCUCAGCAGCCACCCAUCUCAGAACAAGGAUCCAAUAAAAAUCGAACAGACGAUGAAAACGUCGGACUGCCAGGCGCAUAUCCUACCCCAGAGAGCUUGGAAUUGCCGGUGAAGUGCUGUCUCGGUCCUACUUCCAACAUUUCAUUCUUAGAAACACUUCUCACACCGAAUCAGGAGCAGCAACAGCAACCUGGCCGAGGUCGCGCUAGAGGAUUGGCCUCUACAGCCAAAGGUGUGGACAUGGCGUCCCAGCCGCCAUCUUCACAAACCUUCGCUAAUCUUAGCAGUCUUGCGGAUUCCUGGCCUCAGCGACACCUAGGAGACUACCUGGUUGAAUGUUACAUGAACUUAUGCUAUCCGCAAUAUCCCUUCCUGCAUGGGCCAACUAUUCAAGAACGUUACGAAUCCAUAUGGACUGCAAAGGAGCGUCAGAGUAACCUAUGGACGGGAACCAUCAACAUUGUGUUCGCCCUUGGGUGCCAGUUCUCUCCAGAUAUCUCACCCCAUUUAGGCCAAGAGUUCUUCAAAAAGGCAACGUCGCUGAUUGACUUUGACCUGCGUCGUUCUGGAACGCUUGAGACGCUCCAAGCCUUGAUUCUCAUGAGCCUUUAUCUGCAGAGUUCAGUCAAUCUGGAACACUCAUGGAAUAUCAUCGGCGUGGCGGUGCGGCAAGCGCAAAGCCUUGGCCUACAUUUGAGCAACACUUAUAAGUCUUCAUGGACACCACUGGCACGGGAGACGCGAAAGCGAGCGUGGUGGGCGUGCUAUGUCCUCGACAGUACAUCGGGUAUCAUGCUAGGACGUCCACAAAUGAUUUCUGAUGACCAUCAUACAUGGGUUGAUCUUCCGGCGAUUUCCGAUGAGGAGCUGAGCAUGAAUGGAGCGAAAGCAGCGCCACCAAGUUCUCAUGCCAGUGCAGCGGAUUUAGAGCCUUCUGAAUCCUGGACCGAUGGCAAACCUUCAGAACUGACUUUCUUCAUCGCCACAAUCCGUCUCUGUGGAUUGAUGCGUGAAGUUACCAAAGUAUACGACUGUCCCUUUGACCACUCGCGGGUGCUGGGCAUCGACGAGAAACUAUGCGAGUGGAUUGCUCAAUUUUCUCCUAAUAGGUCCCCGAAGAUUGAAUCCAAUGCCAACAAGAAAUUUUGGCGUCAGAGGCAGGUCCUGGUAUCACGGUAA